CCCGUCUCUCUCCUUCCCUAACCUUCCACCCACCGUUCUUCUCCCGCUCGACUCACCACUCACCACACGUGACGCCAGUAUCAAAUUUUUCAGCUCCAACUAUCUUUCACCACCAACCACCAUGUCCGGAAAGGCUGCUAUGAUCAAGUUAAUAGUGGGUGCAGGUAAGGCUGCACCCGCUCCACCCGUCGGGCCCGCCUUGGGUUCCAAGGGUGUCAAGGCCAUUGAUUUCUGUAAGGAGUUCAAUGCCAGAACUGCCCACUACCAACCAGGUACUCCCAUUCCAUGUGUGCUUAACGUCAAGGCUGACCGUACGUUCACGUUCGAAAUGAAGUCACCACCAACCUCGUGGUUGUUGAUGCAGGCUGCUGGUGUCUCGCAAGGAGCAGGAAAGGCUGGCCACGAAAAUGUGGGUGAGAUUUCCUUGAAGCAUAUCUACGAAAUUGCCAAGAUCAAGAAGACCGACGAAAGACACAAGGAUGUGGACUUGAAGUCUGUGGUGGGUGCAGUGUUGUCCACAGCCGAGGCCGUGGGAAUCACUGUCGUGCCAUGAUCCGAUCUCUUCUAACCAUUUGUAAAAUAGAGCAUGUAUAUAAUCAAUAAACCUAUUCGGCUACUGAAGCUACUGUAUUCGCCAUGGGGAAACUGGUGCUCAUGACAGAUCCAUUUAGACAUAGUUAGCCUGACAGUGAUAGUAUUUAAUAUCCAUCGAUAUUGAAUUACAGGGUAAACUGGUUCUGUUUCCGGUGAAGAAG
Molecule: messenger RNA, 755 nt
Organism: Suhomyces tanzawaensis NRRL Y-17324
Lineage: Eukaryota; Fungi; Ascomycota; Pichiomycetes; Serinales; Debaryomycetaceae
Gene: MRPL19
Product: mitochondrial 54S ribosomal protein uL11m
Exons: 1
Coding region: 122-553 (143 amino acids)
Biological process (GO): translation
Cellular component (GO): ribosome; mitochondrial large ribosomal subunit
Molecular function (GO): large ribosomal subunit rRNA binding; structural constituent of ribosome
Source: RefSeq, a predicted model, not a curated record